AUGAUUUUAAAUUUAAAAUUUUUUAUUUUUCUUAUUUUAAUAUUUUAUAUUAUACUAUUUGUUAAUUUAAUUAAUGCUGCACCAAUAAAUAAAGGCAGUAUUAGGAAAGAACCUCGAUUUCAAUGUGAUUCAUUUUCAAAAAAAUGUCCAUUUGGGAUGCGAUGUAGAGGGGGCUUUUGUAAAUAA
Molecule: messenger RNA, 186 nt
Organism: Meloidogyne enterolobii
Lineage: Eukaryota; Metazoa; Nematoda; Chromadorea; Rhabditida; Meloidogynidae
Source: the annotation of a GenBank genome assembly